Messenger RNA from Hansenula ciferrii, 1353 nucleotides. It is a transcript of the gene COR1, whose product is annotated as ubiquinol--cytochrome-c reductase subunit COR1. Gene Ontology annotation, biological process: aerobic respiration. The transcript has a single exon. The record is from RefSeq and is a predicted model, not a curated record. Bases 1 to 1353 code for a protein of 450 amino acids. NCBI's taxonomy places the organism in Eukaryota, Fungi, Ascomycota, Saccharomycetes, Phaffomycetales, Wickerhamomycetaceae. Gene Ontology annotation, molecular function: metalloendopeptidase activity; metal ion binding. Gene Ontology annotation, cellular component: mitochondrion.
AUGCUCAGAUCCUCAGCUCUUCGCUCAUCCACCAAGCGUGCUGCCACCUUGCACCGCUCAAUCGCCACUGCCCACGGGAAAACUCAAUACACUUCAUUGACCAAUGGUGUCACCGUUGCAACUGAAGCUAAUCCACAAGCUAAAUCUGCUACUUUAGGUUUAUGGUUUGGUGCUGGUUCUACUGCUGAAAAUCCAUACAACAACGGUGUCUCCACUUUGUUAAACAAAAUCAUUGUCAAUGAAAACCAAGCUGAAGCUACCAAAAAUGGUUUAAAAUUAGGUGCUACCACUGAUAGAGAUUACUCUGCUUACUACACUCAAGGUUUAAAACAAACUUUACCAAAUGCUUUAGAUCUUUUAACUGCUAAAGUUGCUCAAUCAGAAAUCGCUGAAGCUUCAGCUUUAAAAUACCGUGGUAUUGCUGCUCAAGAAGCUGAAUUUUUUGAAGAAAAUAAACACGCUGAAAGAGUUUUACAACAUUUACAUGCUACCGCUUUCCAAAACACUCCAUUAGGUUUACCAACCAUUGGUACUCCAGAAACUUUAAAUGACUUAGUUUUCUCAGAUUUAAACAAAUUUAAACAAAGACAAUUUGUCUCUUCAAACACCGUUGUUGUUGCUACUGGUGAUGUUGUUCAUGAUGAAAUUGUUGAAUUAGUUGAAAAAAAAUUCAACGUUCAAAAAGGUGAAGCUCCAGAAAUUAGUAAACCAAAAUUCUUAGGUUCUGAAGUUAGAUUAAGAGAUGAUACUUUACCUCAUGCUUACAUUUCAAUUGCUCAAAAUGGUGAAGCUUUAAACUCUCCAAACUACUACAAUGCUAAAGUUGCUGCUGCAAUCUUUGGUAACUAUAACUACAGUGAACCAAUCUCAAGAAACAUUGGUGUUAAAUUAACUGGUAUUGUUAAUGAAAACCAUUUAGCUGAUACCUGGAACCAUUUCUCAUUAUCUUAUAAAGAUGCUGGUUUAUGGGGUUUCUCAACUAAAAUUUCAAAUGUUGGUCAAAUUGAUGAUUUAGUUCAUUUCGCUUUGAAAGAAUGGAACAGAUUAUCUAUUUCAAUCAGUGAUACUGAAGUUGCUAGAGGUAAACAAUUAUUGAAAAACCAAAUCUUAUUUGAAUUAUCAACUCCAUUAGCAGUUGCUAAUGACAUUGGUUCAAAAGUUGUUGGUCAAGGUAGAAGACCAUCUGCAGAUGAAAUUUUCGCUCAAAUCGAUAAAGUUAACGUUAAAUCAAUUAACGCUUGGGCUAGUGAAAAAUUAUGGGAUCAAGAUGUUGUUGUUGCUGGUACUGGUCAAAUCGAAGAUUUAUUAGAUUACAACAGAAUCAGAAACGAUACUUCAAUGUUAAGAUGGUAG